AUGGAUAAGGUUUACAGUUUUAAAGCAAAAGGCUAAGUUGGCCAUAUCAAGUAGGUUAUCAAUCAAGAGCAAAAGCUUCAGUUUUAUAGCGAAGAGGAAGGAGACAGCACGACAUCGAAAGAUAAUACUCCUAAAACUAAUCAAAAGCCUAAGGCGAAACCACCCAUUCAAAAUGGAUAUCAGACUGACGAUUCGGAUUCAGGGACCCCUAAAAACUAAAAGCCUCAAUCUAAAUAGCCUUAGGGUAUUGCAGAUUUCUAUUUAGCUGCUAAGAUGUCGAGAUUCAGCAAUCUAGUCAAUACAAAAAAGGUUGAAGGAGAUGUUGAGUAGGAACCAGAUUUUAGUGACUAAGAGAAAAAACAAAAACUAGUAUAAGUUUAAUAACAAGAAGGAAAUUACAAUAUUGAAGAACAAGCGCAAAGGAUAUAGUAAAAAUUAAGUUAACAACCCCAACAAUAAACCAAGCUGAGCAAAACUAAAUAAGCAGUCUCUAUGCAAAAUCUGAAUGUGAAUUCAGACAAUGAGCAAAGCAAAAAGAAUUCGUAAAAUAAUGCCAAAGAUAAGUUGAGCAACCAUCCUUUUAGACAUCUUAUUUUUGGUCCUACAAUCAAUGAAUAAACAUUUAAGAAACAUCUUAUAUUGACAUAGAGAGGACUGAUUUACGCAAGGAAAUGUCUUAAAGGACCUUCUGAUAAAUUCAUAUAAUCAAAAAAAAUCCAACUCUCAGAAGCCAAUCCAAAAAAAGAUAAAACCUUAGUACUUGAUUUAGAUGAAACUCUAAUUCAUUCAUGCUCUUAAAGGGAAAAUCCUUAAGUGUACGUAACUGCUGUCGGUGAUUUUGGAGAGGAGGCCAAAAUCGGUAUCAAUAUUCGUCCAUAUACAACACUAUUCUUGUAGUAGUUAUCUUAACAUUAUACUAUAUACAUAUACACAGCCUCGUCUUCAGCAUAUGCAUUAGCAAUUAUUAAUUACUUAGAUCCAACAAAGCAAUACAUUUCUGGUAUAAUGACUAGAAACAAUUGUAUGGAAACAAAAAAUGGAUUUUUCAUCAAAGACUUAAGGUUAAUAGGCAAUAAGGAGUUGAAAGACAUACUUAUUGUUGAUAAUUUAGCUCACUCUUUCGGAUUUUAAAUUGAAAAUGGUAUUCCAAUCUUAGAAUGGUAUUGUGAUUAAAACGAUUAAGAAUUAAAAUAUCUAAUAGAUUAUUUGAUGGAUGCAGUCAAGUACCCUGACCUUAGAGAAUAUAAUACAAAGAAAUUGAGAUUAGAUGAUUUGAUUGAAUUUCAUAUUGAAGAAUGA
Paramecium tetraurelia is the source of this 1299-nucleotide messenger RNA. RefSeq lists its product as uncharacterized. Lineage: Eukaryota; Ciliophora; Oligohymenophorea; Peniculida; Parameciidae. The transcript is spliced from 3 exons. The record is from RefSeq and is a predicted model, not a curated record. Gene Ontology annotation, molecular function: phosphoprotein phosphatase activity.